GAGAAAUAAAGGCGUAUUCAAACUCUUCUCGAAGAUAAGUCGGUUUGUUUUCGUGUCUGUUUCACUCUUACAAACUUUGUUCGUACGCCUCUUUUCUUUAACUACUCUUCUCCCUCUCUCUCUCUCUCUCUCUCUCUCUUCGUCUUUCUACUCGUAUCUUUAUCUCUCUUACUUUCGUUCUCGUUCUCCUGUCGCAUGCGUACGCGUAGAAACGUGAGUCAUCGUUGAAAGAAGAAGAAGAAGAAGAAGAAGAAGAGAUGGUGGACCUUGUCGCGAAUCUAAAUAAAUACGGGCAUGCUCGCUCACGAAGACGAAGACGAAGACGAAGACGAAGACGAAGACGAAGACGAAGACGAAGACGAAGACGAAGACGAAGACGAAGACGAAGACGAAGACGAAGACGAAGAUGAAGAUGAAGAAGGAGAAUACGAAAACGAUCCGAAGGAAAAGAGGAAAGAGAAGUGCGCAAGGGUGCGCCAAGCUUACGAGACAUCGCUUAGAAAUGCCGUGGCAGACGGAUAAUGGAUGUUCGAGCGUCUUUCUAGGCAGAGGAAGUAGGUAACGUUCGCGCUAUGGUUCCGGCGAAUGAUGCAGCCGUUGGUUGGAAAUAGAGGGGUUGGAUCUACAAGGACGUGGUUAGAGAAGCCACAUAGAUUGAUGCCUUUGUACUCCAUGGAUUAAUAAUUAAUUAUAGCUGGUAAGCUAACCAAGCCUAAUUAGGGAAAGUACACGAAGGCAAGAUAUAAGCGAACUAUGCUUUUAUGCCCUAUGUUCCCUAGG
This is a messenger RNA of Vespula pensylvanica (western yellowjacket), 780 nucleotides long. RefSeq names its product coiled-coil domain-containing protein 96-like. The transcript has 2 exons. The coding region runs from base 295 to 522 and encodes 75 amino acids. Lineage: Eukaryota; Metazoa; Arthropoda; Insecta; Hymenoptera; Vespidae. The record is from RefSeq and is a predicted model, not a curated record.